UGUACGGGUGCGUUUUCAUUCGUGCUUUUUUUUUUGCUUUCUCGAGGGCACGUGCGUGGAAAUGUCGACGCCGAUCCAGUGCUUGGUGUCGUUGAACGAUCGUAAGAAGAUCAUCUCCAUUUGCGGACACACCAAGGAAGAUGUCCUCGCUGCCGUGAUGGCCACAGACUUCGGAGAUGUCGCGUCAAAUUGCAGAAUGGAGGUCUACAAUGCACAAUUUGAUGCGUACGUCGACCCACCUGACGGGCAUGUGUUCUGUGAUGGCAACAAAAUUAGACUGAUCAGUAAUGAGGCCAUACCUCGCACUUGCAGCACAAGUGAAACACUUGUAGUCACGCCAGGGUUGUGCCCAUUAAGCAGUGACUACAGAUUGCCACCGCUACCAUUUGACCUACAGGUUGCCAUCGGCAACACCGAAGCUGGGAAAGUUUCCAGCCGCACAAAAUCGAGGAUCAUCUCUUGGUUGAGCAACCACUUGAUUUCAAUCAGUGUGUACCCAGGAAGGCUGUAUGAGACUGCGGCGAAGGCACUAAUCUUGGAGUACCCUGUACUUAAGGACACCAUUGGGACGGGUUGGGAUUCCUGGAAAGUAUCGCUACAGUACAAAUUUGGAUAUCUGAGAAGAAAUCUGGGAACAGUACCUGCCGUGCAGGCAGCUAAAGAGCUUUUUGGGAAGCACAAACAUGACAGUGCUGUGCCAGCACCCUCACCACAGACUAAAAGGCAAAGGCGCAUGGUAAACAUUUUCUUAAGUUCAUUUUACUCUUUCACAAACAGCAACAAGCUUGCUAAUAACGACCUACAGCUUCUUCGAUUCUGCAAGUCAGCUGUCGUAGCAGCAAAGCGGCAGUCGUGCAACUUAAUCUGGCUUUAUUUAAGCAGGCUCUGUUUGGGAAAAAAUGAAUGAUAUUGGUUUACUUAGUUGAAGUGAGGGCUCAUAUUUUUUUCUUUGCCAGACAACAAGCUUCCAACAUAAGGACCAUGAUGAAGUGGUUUUAAAAGGACACAUGGAUUUCAUGGUCAAAGAGAUGUCCAGACGUUCACCGGACUAAAAAAAACUGAGUGACUCUAUGAAGCAAACACGUUCUUCAAGAAGAUCUUGGAUUAUGGAGAAGCAGCCAACGACAGCCGAAAUACUUGAAAAGUAUCCGGCUUUAUCAAAUGCUGAAAUGGUCUGUAUAAUGUGAUCACAAUGUUUGCAUUGCAUGCUUUCACUUAUAUUUACCAGAUGUCUUUCUGGUGCGUACAGGUUUUCAUAGAUAGCCUGUGAAAGGGUUACUAGGUGUUUAGGUGGGUGAACGAGUGGACUAAUUACACUUAGUGUGUAGAAACUGAUAAAGCCUUUUUACACUGAAGUAAGGACUUGAAGGAUACUAUAAACUGCAUUUGAAACAUGUUAGGUUGUUUUCAUGCUGACACCAAGCACACCUGCAGAAUAAGCUUACUUUUAAUAUGUUAAGGGACAUAGCUGUGUUUCAAACGUUUUAUUCUACAAAAAAAUUCGGGACCCAAUCUCUAAGUAUCCCAGGACACAUAUGUGGGUGUUUUAGUUUUCUUUAUGGCAAAUUGACUUUUGAGUUUCUUAUUGAGCUGUGCAGUGUUAUGUUGCGCUGGAAACUUACUGCCCAAAUUCAUAAUUGAAAACAGGUUUAAAUGUAUUUUUGUAUUUAUAGCUCCACGAAGAGUUCACGGCUAUCACGGGCGUUCAGAUGGAAAAAAAGUUGUUGGCUUUUAUUAAUAACUACGGUCAGACGUGUCUCGACUUAGUCAAGUGUCGUCGCUCGGGAAGAGUCUGUACGGCAGCUUGAGGCUGAGCUUCAACAACUGGAAGAAAAUGCCCGUAAAUAUCGGUUUGCAGUUGGCUGUGUAGAACUGCUGCCAUUAUUAGUCAGAGAGCAGCCAAAAUUUUUGAGGGGCCCUGACAUGCACCCUGCCCUUCAUUUUGAGGGCACAAAUAUUUAUGAGGCAACAGACGUCGCAGUUGUCUUUGAAGCAUUCCGCAUUCAAGUCAUCGACAUAAUAGCCGGUAUGACAGCUGUGAUGGAACUGUAUUGGGUGCUGGAUGUAAAGUAUGCGGACCAAAACAAGA
Molecule: messenger RNA, 2089 nt
Organism: Dermacentor silvarum
Lineage: Eukaryota; Metazoa; Arthropoda; Arachnida; Ixodida; Ixodidae
Exons: 7
Coding region: 62-907 (281 amino acids)
Source: RefSeq, a predicted model, not a curated record